Molecule: messenger RNA, 2097 nt
Organism: Ustilaginoidea virens
Lineage: Eukaryota; Fungi; Ascomycota; Sordariomycetes; Hypocreales; Clavicipitaceae
Exons: 2
Coding region: 1-2097 (698 amino acids)
Biological process (GO): exocytosis
Cellular component (GO): cell tip; Golgi to plasma membrane transport vesicle
Molecular function (GO): guanyl-nucleotide exchange factor activity
Source: RefSeq, a predicted model, not a curated record
AUGGAAACCUUCUUCUUCACACCGGGUUGGUCCCAGCACCACCAACCCUCCUCCGGCCGAGCGUUGGGCCACUUGCGCUCCCUUUCGUCCGUCGCCGCCGCGUCACAAUCUACACCAUCGUCCCCUGCACCGCAAAAGCCUCGCAUACCUCUCAAGUCACCAUCCACGCCACAGCUACCGACCAUCUCCUUGACCCCGUCCCACUCGUCCGAUCUGAGUGACGACAUGAGUACCCUACCGGAUCCUCGAAACCGGCCCAAGACGCCCGACGAUGACGAGCCAGAACCCGGCCGGAAGCAUCAUCCCGACCUGGAUGGGGAAGUUGCCACCUUGAGCACAAAACUCAUCAACGCAAUCAACCACCAGACUCUGCUCGACGACACGCUGAGCGUGACGCGCCUCGAGCUGGCCGCAGCCAAAGACCACAUCCGGCAGCUGGAGGCUCAAAACGCAACCAUGCGAGACACCCUCCGAGGACACGUCUGGAUCCGUCGUUCGACCCUCGAUGCCGAGAAGAAGGCGAUGCAAACCGAGAAAAAGGCCAUACAGGCCAAGAUGGCCGAGGAAACCGCCAAAAGGCUCGAGACGGAAAAGGAGAAGCGCAAGAUUGAGCAGGAGCUGGAAAACCUGACGACGGCCCUCUUUGAAGAGGCUAACAAGAUGGUCAUUGCCGCCAAGGAAGAUGCUCAGGCUCAGCACGACGCCUUGCAGCGCAAGAUUGAUCAGCUCAAGGCUCAGCUCGCAGACUCGGAAAGCCUUCUCAAAUCCCAGCAGGAACAGCUGUCGGAGCUGAAACGAGUCAUGGAAUCAAUGGCCUCGGAGCAGGAUGACCAAACCUAUGGCACCGCGCCGCCAUCACCGGCCAUGGGGAAAUCACACGAACCCGAGCAUGACGGGCGCGCCUUGUCCAGGGCUGCUGGCACCGUGCCGCCGAGCCCUUUUGUCGAGACAUGCGCGCCCUGCCCACCCACCAGCCUGCAUCACCUCCUGCACCCAGUGUUGCGGACGGACCUGACGGCCUACCACGAUUUCCUCAACCUGGCCAGGCUCUCGCACAACAGAAACUCCCCCGGCCGCGGCUCCUCGACGUCGGUGAGUGGAUUCAACGCGUUGGGGCUCAGCUUCGGCACUCGCCCAUCCAGCGCUUCCGCAAAAGCCUCGCUCGGCCCUUCGGCUCAAGUUCAAGCUGACCAGAGCGCUCCGCAGUCGCCAAACACGCCAGCCUCUGCGGCGAGCAGCGGUUCCGCCGGCGCGCCCACCUCACCACCCCUCAAGGAAUCCCGCUUCUACAAGCGUGCGCUCGUCGAAGACAUCGAGCCGACCCUGCGCCUCGACCUGGCGCCUGGCCUGUCGUGGCUGGCUCGCCGGACGGUUCUCGGCUCCAUGGCAGAAGGCUCCCUGAUUGUGGAGCCCGUCCCCGCGAGCGCGAGCGCGACGCACUCUGCCGUCGUCAAGCCCCAGCUGCACCCGUGCGCUCUCUGCGGCGAGUCGAGGAACGACGCCCGGUACCUGCGCAACCAUCGGUUCAGGACGAGCGAGGCGGAAUCGGCGCAGCGGUACCCUCUCUGCCAGUACUGCCUGAACCGCGUGCGCUCGACCUGCGACUACCUCGGCUUUCUGCGCUUGGUCAGGGACGGUCACUGGCGAGCGGAUGGCGAAGACCAGGAGAAGGCCGCCUGGGAGGAGAGCGUGAAGCUGAGGGACCAGAUGUUCUGGGCGCGCGUCGGCGGGGGCGUGGUUCCUCACGGAUACGGAGCUCCCGCCGAUGGCGAGCGCUCGUCGAGGACCUCGCACGAGUCGGAGGGUUCUCGCAAAUACUCGACGGAUGCUGCCGGCAGCACGCUCGAGAAGGAGCCCGCGUCCCCUAAUAACUACUCGACGGAAGCUGCCGGCACCGCUCACGCGAAGGAGCCCACAUCCCUCGGGCCAGAGAACCUCUGCCGGGCAAGCAUGUCCAAGACGGCCGAACCGCGCACGCCGCCGGAGCAAACGGACAGCGGAUGUCUUGCAGGCGCGGCUGUGCAGUCGCUGGAGCCGACCAAGUUGGACGAUCCAGACAGCCCAGGCAGCACACCAGGGCAUUCGAUCACGGUGUGA